AAAAUCAAGAGAAAAGAAAGAAAAAGAAAGGGGGCCAGAGGAAGCCGACGACGCGUAGCUUAUCGUUCAUCUUACUCGAACAAGAAAACGGAAGCUUUGAUCCCCAAUUUGUGGUUCAAGCUUGGAAUUUUCGGUUCCAGCUACCUCAGUAAAUAGGGCGGCUCCGUUUUCUUCAGUGUGGUCUGUCGUUUUUUGACUUUUUCUUUUUCAACGGUCCGCCGUCUCUGAAUCCGUCGUUGUUUCGUCGGCACAAAACCCUACAAAAGGUCGGUUCUUUCUGAAACCCCAAAGAAAAAAAAAAAAAAAUUAGGGUUUUUGGUUUUCAUGGAGGCAUCUUCCGGAAAUGGUAGUCCCGCCACUGGGGGAGCCACUGGGGUUGGCAGCAAUACGUCGUCGUUCGGGUCUAUGCAGUUCCCCGCCCUCCGGUUCUUCCAGUCGCCGCUCUCAUUCGUGUUGGAUUACUCCGGAAUACUCUCUCCCAGCUCUUCCCGCCGCGAUUCCGACGCUCCGGUGGUCAACGCUGUAGUCGUUGCCGAUUCUCAGCCCCACUCCCCUACGGCCUGCACCUCCGGGUCGAGCAACACCGGGGAGGUUUCGAUUCGGAUUAUCGGCGCCGGCGAGCAAGAGGACCGCGGGAACGGGGGUGCGACGGUGCCGGUUCAAGGGGAGGAGAAUGAUGGGUCGCCGGGUAGGGUUCAAUCGUUGGAUGAUCUGGCGGGUACAGUCAAUGGGGUUGGGUCGGACGAGAGAGUCCCCUUGGUGGCUUCGUCGUCUCCCACACACGCUGGGGAUACUGGGAAUGGCGCGGAGGAUAGUUCUAGGGAUUCUGCUUACCAGAGAUAUGAUAUUCAGCAGAUAGCUAGGUGGAUUGAGCAGAUUCUUCCGUUUUCGUUGCUCUUACUCGUUGUGUUCAUUCGUCAGCAUUUGCAAGGUUUCUUUGUCACUAUAUGGGUAUCAGCUGUCAUGUAUAGGUCAAAUGAUGUUGUUAAGAAGCAGACUUCUCUAAAGGGAGAUAGGAAAAUCUCUGUUCUUGUAAGUAUUGCUGGUGCUUUUAUGCUUCAUGUAGUUGUUGUUUACUGGUGGUAUCGAAGUGAUGAUCUUCUAUACCCAUUGGCAAUGCUUCCUCCAAAAACCAUACCACCUUUCUGGCAUGCCAUAUUCAUCAUUUUGGUAAAUGAUACCAUGGUGAGACAGGCAGCGAUGGCUUUCAAGUGUUUGUUGCUUAUAUACUACAAGAAUGGCAGAGGCCAUAACUAUCGUCGGCAGGGUCAAAUGUUAACUGUCAUUGAGUAUACACUGCUGCUGUACCGUGCCUUGUUACCAGCACCCGUUUGGUACAGAUUCUUCCUGAACAAAGACAAUGGGAGCCUCUUCUCCUCACUCACAACGGGAUUAUAUUUAACUUUCAAGCUAACAUCUGUUGUUGAGAAGGUCCAAUCCUUUUUGGCUUCCAUAAGGGCAUUGUCACGGAAGGAUAUCCAUUAUGGGUCUCAUGCAACAUUGGAACAGAGAUCAGUUUUUUCUCUCUCUGUUAUUGCCUCGAGUUAUUAUCCUCUAUUACCCAAGUAAAAACUGGCUCUACCCUUCCUUAAUUUAUCCUUGUUUAAUGUUAAUCUUUAACCUACUACUCUCGGGUUUUCUUGUCCUGUCACCAAAUUAAAAGAUAGUUAGCUACAUUAAUAUUUCGAAAAUAUAAAUUAUAACCUCAUCCUGGUGUUCCUUAUCCUUAAGUUUUGUUGAUGAACUUGUUUUCUGGAACAACUUUGAGGCUUCUUCCUUGCUCAAAUCAGAAAUUUGAUGUCUCUUUUCAUGUUAAGAGUUCAUCUAACAAACAAUGAUGAUAUUCUAUGCAUGCGCAUAUAAGCAUAUCUAUUAAAUGGUCAAUUUGAGCUUAACAUUUGUCAUUUUGAAAGGUGGAUGUUUUAUUCUUGAUUUUUGUGGGUAAUGAAGUAUUUAGCAAUUUUGUGUUUGCACAGUUAAUACGAGUAUGUUGUUUUGGAUGAGGGGUGCAAAAUGUAAUUGUCCUCAUCCCCUAGGAGACACCUAAUGGUUUUCUUCCAAGUUGCCUUGGUUUCAAGUCUGGUAGUGCUUUUUUUUCAUAGGCCGCAAGGAUGCGGAGAAAUACCUCAGAUUGCUUAGAGGAUUCCUUUCUGUUAAAACCAUAAAAUCGAUUUAGAUCCUUCUGGGUGCAGCUUUAAAGCUUUGUUAUCAAUAUAUGUCCACGUCUACCUCCCUUGCUUCUGUGCGCACCAAAGCAUGUUUAAUUUUACAUAGUGAAUACUGUUAUUGUGUUUCUGCUGAAGUACCUAUGCAUUCUAGCUCA
Messenger RNA from Pyrus x bretschneideri (Chinese white pear), 2323 nucleotides. Its product is annotated as RING finger and transmembrane domain-containing protein 2. NCBI's taxonomy places the organism in Eukaryota, Viridiplantae, Streptophyta, Magnoliopsida, Rosales, Rosaceae. The transcript has 7 exons. Gene Ontology annotation, molecular function: ubiquitin protein ligase activity. The record is from RefSeq and is a predicted model, not a curated record. Gene Ontology annotation, biological process: positive regulation of ERAD pathway. Bases 325 to 1569 code for a protein of 414 amino acids.